Messenger RNA from Mesocestoides corti, 2400 nucleotides. The record is from the annotation of a GenBank genome assembly. NCBI's taxonomy places the organism in Eukaryota, Metazoa, Platyhelminthes, Cestoda, Cyclophyllidea, Mesocestoididae.
AUGUUUCACUGUCCAUCCCGAAGUCUCGGCUGUCUGUUCAGCCGUAUUCGAUUGCCGUCCUUGUACACCCCUCUUACUGUACUUUCAGCGUCAUUGUCUUCCAAGGCUAAACCUAAAACAAGUAAACCGCGUUCUGCACCUGCCCCAACAGUAGACGUUUGGGAUGGUAUCAGCAUUUCAGAGAUUUCAAAGGCGACUAAACGUCCAGUGGGCGCUAUUAUUCGUUCGGUAAAUUCCGGUUUACUCGGCUCCCUCCGAGUGACCGCAGCCACUUCAAUCGAAAAUCGAGAACUGCUUACUGGUCUUGUGUCGCUUCUCGGUUUUCGGCCUAAUUUCGUGAGCAGGAAGUCGUUCGACGGUGCCAAGAAGAAGUCCGCGAAAGUUGACUUCGACGUUUACCCCAGGCCUCCACCUGAUCCACAAGUUUGCGUGCCUCGACCGCCAGUUGUCGCGAUUAUGGGCCACGUGGAUCACGGCAAGACGACCCUCCUAGACGCCUUGCGCUCGUCUAGAAUUGUGGACCAGGAAUUCGGUGGCAUCACCCAACACAUUUCCGCCUUCUCGCUUUCAGUCGCCGAGGCCGCCACCGCCGCAUCCAACGGUGAGGCGCCAGCAAACAUCCCGGCUGUCGCCGACGGCGUCAUAACCUUUAUCGACACUCCCGGCCACGCGGCGUUCUCGGCCAUGAGAGCCCGUGGCGCCCGGGCCACUGACAUUGUCCUCCUGGUGGUCGCGGCUGAUGACGGUGUCAUGCCACAAACCGUGGAGUCGAUCAAAUUCGCCAGGGAAUUUGGUGCUCAAAUCAUCGUUGCUAUCAACAAAGUGGACAAACAUGGUGUAGACGUGGAGGGAACCAUCCAGGGUCUGGCGGCCGUUGGCGUCUUAGUUGAACAACUCGGCGGCGACGUCCAGGCAGUGGAGAUAUCGGCCUUGAAGCGGCUCAAUCUUGUCGCGUUGCUUGAGGCCAUUCUUGCCCAGGCGGAGAUGAUGCAGAUUUCCGCCGACCCCAACGGACCAGCGGAAGCCCUGGUUAUUGAAUGCACCACCGAACAUGGCCUUGGGAAGGUAGUCAGCUGCCUCGUCACACGUGGCGUGCUGAAACAAGGCAACAAGAGCGGUCCUCUGGUUGCCGGUGAAAGCAUUGGCUGCACGCGAGUCCUUCGCAACGACCGCGGCGUCAAGGUCGAGACCGUUGCCCCUGGCUACACGGCUACGAUUGCAGGGUGGAAGACAAUGCCUCCGGUGGGUAGCACCAUCCUUGAAGUGAAGUCCGAGGCGGAGGCUGAAGCGGCGGUGCGCGCGCGACGACAGCGGCGGUUGGAGCAGAAGUCGCUGACCGACAAGGUGGCCAUCGACAAACGCGUGGCCAACUAUCGCGCCACGUACGAUGCCUACCUGAAGGAGCGCGUGCAAAUGGAUCCCGUCAGUGCGCGGCGUUUCGCGUCGCAGUUUAGGAAAUCCCAAACCGGUCUGACGGCACUGAUGUCGGAGAUGAGUGAAGAGGUGCCGAGUCUGCCGUUAGUGGUCAAGGCCGACGUUGAGGGGAGUCUGGAGGCCAUUUCGGACAUGCUGGCCACCUGCCCGCCUGAUCAAUGUCGGGUUCAGAUAGCCCUCUCGGGGGUAGGACCAGUGACGCCGGCUGAAGUCGACCUCGCGGCUGCCGUUGGGGCUGAACUUUUUACUUUCAACGUCGGUGCGCUGCCCGAGGCGUUGCAAGCGCUCAGUGCCCACAACAUGUCCAUCCACUCACACAACGUGAUCUACAGGCUAGGUGAAAACGUUCGCUCCCUCGUCAAUGAGAAACUGCCGCCUCUCUAUGUCGAAGAAAUAAUCGGCGAAGGUGUUGUUCUGCAAACCUUCGAAGUCUCUCUGAUGCUGGCCAAACGCCAUGAGGUCAUGGUUGGUGGAUGUCGGUGCACACGUGGAAACAUCCUCUCUGGACGCUCCUCCAAGCACGGCGCUGAUCCCAUUCUCUUUCGCGUUCUUCGGCCAAUGCCAGCCCCGGCCGACCGCAAAGACGCGAGCCGAAAAGCCAAAAGGCCGUUUUCGUCCCGCGACGCCGACGAAGACCAGGAAGGAGAUGAGGCGGACCCCCUGGCAAAUAGUCGCCUCUUGGUGGACCGAGUGCCGUGCUACUCUCUGCGUCACGGGCGCUCCAACGUCGACUCGGUGCGCCGCGACGUCGAGUUCGGCAUCAUCCUGGUGAAGAGGGCCAACGACAGCAGCGAUGCGCACAGGAGCCUCGCCGACGUCUUCAGGAACCCGCCGCAGGUCGGUGAAAUCGGCUCCGACGCUGUUGUCUUCGCCGACUGGGCCCAGGGUGACGUGGUCCAGUGCUACCGCAUUGUCGAGAAGUCGCAGUCCAUCGAGUGGCAUAUCGACGAUCCAAGCGUCAACUGA